Molecule: messenger RNA, 5500 nt
Organism: Erinaceus europaeus (western European hedgehog)
Lineage: Eukaryota; Metazoa; Chordata; Mammalia; Eulipotyphla; Erinaceidae
Gene: RNF112
Product: ring finger protein 112
Exons: 14
Coding region: 2754-4643 (629 amino acids)
Biological process (GO): endoplasmic reticulum organization; protein homooligomerization
Molecular function (GO): GTPase activity; GTP binding; metal ion binding
Source: RefSeq, a predicted model, not a curated record
CUAUUUAAAACACCAAUGAUAAGUCCAUGACAUGAUUACUUAAAUAAAUCACAUUUUAACUUACAAAAAAGAAAAGUCAGAUUUUACAACCCAAAAGAAUCAUCGGGGUGGAGGGUAGAUAGCAUAAUGGUUAUGCAAACAGACUCUCAUGUCUAAGGCUUCAAAGUCCCACACCAUCAUAAGCCAGAGCUGAACAAUGCUCUGGUAAAUAAUAAUAAUAAUAAUAAUAAUCAGUGAGGAAAUGUCUUUGUUAUGAGCAUGUAGAGAAAUUCUUUUUUUUUUUUAUUACUAGAUGAUCUUACUUAUAGGUGGAACUUUAUUUUCCCAUUUGUAUUUGUGAUUGAUAAUGGGUUGCAAGAUUGUAAGAUUGCAGGAGAUAAUUCCACAAUGCAUCUACCAUCAAAGUUCUGUGUCCUCACUCUCCCACAGUGAUUGUUUCCUCUGUUUUGGUCUCCACUGGGUCCCCAGACCCUCUCUAGGUGCUUGACACUUAGUAGGUGCCCCAUAAACUCUGACUGACUGGGUAACAUUUGUGUGACUUGGCUCUGACCUAACUCUAAAAAUAACUUGCGUUUGAGCUGUGCUCUAUAGCUGAGGUCCCAGGGUGCUAGGUGGACUCUACAGAAAGUCGGUGUCAUUAGAUGCUGAAGUCCCUAUGGAUUUUGGACCCUCAGGCCCCUACUGGGGUGCAAAUACCCCUACAGGCUAUGCAAGGACCCACAAUCCCUCUGGUGCCUAGGUUAUGCUGGGUCUCCACCUUCCAUCUACAAUCAUGUCUGCUAUCCACGCAGCAUCAGAACCCCUGGGGUGUCUGCAUGGGUCUCCUGCCCAUGCACGUGCUCAGAGUCCACCAUCUGGAGACUCAGCUGCGCCAGCUUCCACCUCCUGGGAGUGAAGUGGGGGAGCUGCACACGUUGGCUGGUCGAGAUCCUGGAGCCCCACCUCCCACUUCCAUCCCAGGUGGCUUCUUGCAUCCUGUCCUGCUGGGGGACUGCCAUCAUCCAGAGGCCUUAGUGGGGGUUUGAGGCAAAAAGGCCCUAGGUUCUCAGGGGUGUGACAGAGUGACAGCUGUCCCCUCCCAGGGCUGAAAUGCGCAGGGACCUUUGGCUGUCCCCCAACCCAAUGCAUGUUGCAGUGCCCAGGUGGCAUUUUGGGGUCCCCAAUGGGCUGUGGGUAAAGUGGGGUGGGGAGGAGAGAAAGCUUUUCCCCAGGCCAAGUUGGGGCUCCCACUCUAUCAUAGCAAGGUGCUUCCAUCACCCAGCUGCUUGCCACCCCCUCCCAUCACCCUCCCACUGAAGGCACCCUGGGGAGCAUAAGAUCUCUGUUCCAGUAGCACCCCACCUGAGGGCCUAAUGCCUACUGACUGCCCCCCCCCCCAGUGGCACUCCCCCUGCCUGGGGACAGGAAGCAUAGGCUCUGGAGGCUAGCAACUGACCAGCCUCCCUGGCUGGACUCGGCCCUACAAACAGAAACCUUUACACCCACACUUUGGAAGACUGGGCCCAUGAGAUCCAGACCUGCCAUAGGGCACCCCCAUCUGCCACUGUCUCUACCCAACUUCUCCAGGGUAUAUCUCCCAUGCUCCCUGCCCUGCUCACUGGCCCCUAGGCCUCAAGAAUAACUUGCUGGAGGUAGUAGUGUGUGUGUGUAAGGGGGUGGAGAGGUUAGCUCAACUGGUGGAGCAUCAAAUGUGCAUGCCUGAAGCUUCUGGUUCUAUUCUAUUCGUGAUACCUGAUACUGGAGUGGUGCUUUUGCUUCCCUUUCUCUGUGUGCCUCCUCUCUCUCUCUCUCUCAUAUGUAACAAAUAAGUACAUAUAUAUAAAAGAAUAACUCCGAGCUCACCUUGGCUCAAGACAGCAGGGCACUUAUAGCUCUGGUGCCAGAGCCUGGGCUGAAGGAAGCUGUCACAAGCAUCUGCCCCAUCUGUGACCCCCAGAUCACAUCCACCUGGGAGGUGAGCCCUAGAGGAUCCCUCAGGAGGUAAGGGAGGCAGUGGAGUGGAGGGUAUAGAACAGAGAAGCAGGGGCACCUGGCCUGGGGGCAUGAAGAGGGUCCAGAGGUGACUGUCAUAGGCUGAAACCAGGGAGGGAGAAAGUCACUGGGAGAAAAGACACGGGGACCACAUCCAGUGACAGGGAAGCAGAAGAUGGGAGCAACCCUAGGGACAGGGGUGCUACAACUAGUAGGUGGCAUGGUGGCCACACUAUGUAGGUACUCAAGAAAUGCCUGAUGAGUAGAGGGGCAGCCUCUAGGUAAUCUCUGGUAGUGGCCAGGCACUCUCCCUGCCCAGUGGCCCUAGAGGCACCCCUGGCCAGCAAGGACAGUCCUGGCCUGAGGUGGCAUCUCUGCUAGUGCUUCACCCAUGUGCUUCUGCCCCUCCCCCUGCCUGUCCUUAUCUUUCCCUCCGUCUCCAUGGCGACUCACCACCUCACCAGCCUCUCUGCCAGGGAUUCAGAGCCCAGCACCCCGCCCUCUUUCCUCUCUGAGCCUGACUCCCCCCAGUUCUGUCUCCUCCCCCCCCACCCCCCUGGGUGAGCCUUGAGGCUGCAUCUUUUCCUUGGUUGUCACAUUCAUUCUCCAGCUCCUUAGGACUAACUCCUCUGGGGAGCCCUGUCCCCUGCUCCCCACUUCACCUGCUGCAGCCCCAGCCCUCCCAGUGGAAAAGCUACCCUCACAGCCUCCGCCAGUCAGUCGCUGCUGGUCCCUAGUCCUGUUGGUUGCUGGGUUCUGUCCCUGUCCCCAAGCCCGCAUCCAUGCCGCGGUCUGCCUUCUCAGUCCUCUCCUUUUCUCACCGGCUUGGCAAGCAGGAGAGAAAACGGAGCUUCAUGGGAAACAGCAGCAACAGUUGGUCCCACCCGCCAUUACCUAAACUGGAGCUGGGGCUGGGGUCCCAGCCGGCUGAGCCCCCUGAGCUGCCUGCCUGCUCCAUCUGCCUGGAACAGCUGCGGGAGCCCAUCUCACUGGAGUGCGGCCAUGACUUCUGCCCACGGUGCUUCAGCACACAUCGUUUGCCUGGCUGCCAGCUGCCCCGCUGCCCUGAGUGCCGUAGGGCCUGUGGGCGCAGGAAGGGGCUCCGAGGCCUGGGGGAGAAGAUGAGGUUCCUGCCACAACGGCCACCGCCCCCCCUUCUGCAGGAGGCCUGCACAGUGAGGGCUGAGCCGCUGCUCCUGGUACGCAUCAGCUCCUCGGGAGGGCUCAUCUUGCGGAUGGGGGCCAUCAACCGCUGCCUGAAGCACCCCUUGGCCAGAGACACCCCCGUGUGCCUGCUUGCUGUGCUGGGGGAGCCCCACUCUGGCAAGACUUUCCUCCUCAAUCACCUGCUGCGGGGGCUGCCUGGCCUGGAGACCGGUGAGGGCAGCUGGGCAGCAGGAGAGGUGCCUCUGCAGGGGUUCCGAUGGGGUGCCAGCAGCCUGACUAGGGGCCUGUGGAUGUGGAGUCACCCCUUCCUGAUGGGGAAGGAGGGGAGAAAGGUGGCUGUGUUCUUGGUGGACGCGGGGGACACCAUGAGCCCUGAGCUGAGCCGGGAGACAAAGACCAAGCUUUGUGCGCUCACCACCAUGCUCAGCUCUUACCAGAUCCUCAACACUGCCCAGGAGCUGAGAGACACAGACCUGGAGUACCUGGAGAUGUUCGUGCAUGUGGCUGAGGUGAUGGGCCGGCAUUAUGGGAUGGUGCCCAUCCAGCACCUGGACCUCUUAGUUCGAGACUCCUUUGUCCCCCACAAGUUGGGGCAAGGGCUGGUGGGUGACAUUGUCCAGAAGUCCUCUGGGAAGUACCCCAAGCUUCAGAAGCUGCUACAGGGCCAGCAAGCCCGCUGCUGCUUCCUGCCUGCUCCUGGACACCUGCAGGCAGGUGACCACCCAGGCAGCCCAGGUGGUUCAGAUGCCGACCAGCGCCAGCUGCGUGCCUACGUGGCUGAGGUGCUGAGCGCUGCUCCUCAGUAUGCCAAGAGCCGCUGCCAAGGCUACUGGGCUGAGGGCCGCCCAGCAGCCAGGGGGGACAGACGCCUGCUCACAGGGCAGCAGCUGGCUCAGGAGAUCAAGAACCUCUCAGGCUGGAUGGGGAGGACUGGACCUGGCUUUGCCUCUCCAGAGGAGAUGGCGGCCCAGCUGCAGGACCUGCGGACAGUGGAGGCUGCUAAGAAAGAGUUUGAGGAGUAUGUGCGUCAGCAGGAUGUGACCACCAAGCGCAUCUUCUCGAUGUUACGUGUCCUACCUGACACCGUGAGGGGCCUGUUGUGCAGCCAAAAGGAGGCAGUGCUGGCACGGCAUGGUGGAGCCCUGCGCUGCCUGGGCCGGGAGCAGGCAUUGCGGGCACUGGAGGCUGAGCUGCAGGCUGAGGCCCGAGGCUUCAUAGAUGCCUACACCAUGCGCUUCUGUGGACACCUGGCUGCUGUGGGAGGCGCCGUGGGUGCGGGGCUUAUGGGGCUGGCGGGUGGCGUGGUGGGGGCUGGCAUGGCUGCAGCUGUGCUAGCCGCUGAGGCAGGGAUGGUGGCUGCUGGGGCGGCUGUGGGGGCCACAGGAGCUGCAGUGGUGGGGGGCGGUGUAGGUGCUGGGCUGGCCGCCACGGUGGGCUGCCUGGAAAAGGAGGAGGAUGACCGGGUGCAGGAGGGGGACCGGGAGCCCCUCCUGCAGCAGGAGUGAUGGUGCUCCACAAGGGCCCAGGGGGCAGGAAGGAUACAAAGUACUGGGUUGAGGUUUGGGGGGCCCUUGGGCCCCACUGAUCUGGACAGUCUGGCCCAGGAGGCAUUGGGGGUGGUGAGUAGAGUGGAGAGUCUGCUUCUAGCUGUGGUCCCCACUGUUAACUGCCAUAGUGCUCAUAUCAGUGGCUCCAGGGCUCCCCACUAAAAGCAGCCACUGGCCAUUUAUUGGGUAGCCUGAGAAGCACUAUUGUUUUGAACAUUUCCCCUGUCCUACAAGUGACCUUCCUGUUCCAGGGGCAGCAUGACAAGGGACUGGGGGAAGGGGUCUAGAGGGGCAGUGGGCCUGCCCUCCCCCCUCAGGAGUCUCUUGUUCCCAUGAGUUUCCCCAGCGCUUCUGGGCAGGACAAAGGUGGCUGCCCAUGCCCCAUCCUCCUGCAGCCCUUGGGUCCUGAAUGUGCACCUGGAAAGGAGGUCACUGUUGGGGUUCUCUCUGUUUUACAUUUUGCUAGGCCCAGCCAGAUGGCUGGGUCCCCAUGUUUGUGGCAUGUUACCCCAAUCAGAGGAUAAAUUCCAAAGAAUGCUGCCUAUGCUUGUACCCAGAGCCACCCAGACAGCCCUGGGGACAGCCUUUGAAAGUUCCCCAAGGGGCAGUGAGAGGGACAGAUUCCAUUCUGGAGCCACUACUGCCCCUUCUUUCUCAGACUGUAAGAAGAUGGCUGUUCCCAGUCAGCAGGAAAAUAGGGAACAGGUCUCCACAGGGACCCUGAAGGCAAAGGGCCCCCAGGAAGAUGUCCACGUUGCCCAGCCACAAAGGAUUAAUGGACACAUUCUAUGAGAAAUAAAGUGUGUGUGCUUGAA